CCUGAAUGGAUUGCACUUGCAGCGCCCAUCAUGGGAGGCGGAGCUACAGCCACUAGAGGGAGUGACAGGCAUGGUGGAGGUGGUGGUGUUUGACAUGCGCGUGCGGCACAUGAUAGGGUACCGCUGGCGCAACAGCAGCAGCACAGACACGACCCCCUUUGCCCAUACAGACAGUGGGGUGGAGGGCAAUGAGGAGGGCAGUGGGCCGCUCUUCUUCUGCUGCACCAAGGAGCUCGAGCCUCUCACUGGCUGCACCGUGGGCCGCCUGAUAGUGAGGCGAGCAGCGCACGAGCCGGAUUGGCCGCAGGUCCUGGAAGCCCAGUUUAUCGGCAACAGCUCGCUCACAGCAACUCUGGAUGCAGAGGUGCACGUACCACGGGCCGGCUUUGUGUAUGUGUGGCUGGCCAUGUGCGAUAAGAACCUGGACAAUACCAAGGUGUUUGGCCACACGGAGUGGCGCGCGCACGGGUGGGGGUACCUCCCUGGCAUGCUGUCAGCACACCUUCCAAUACAAACAGUCAUGUUGGUGCUCUACACCUUCCUCUAUCUCGCCUGGCGCCCCCAGUUCGGUCCAGCCUGGCACUCCCUCGACCGCAACUCGCUCCCUCACUUCCUCACCUUCCUCCUCCUCCUCUCCCUCCUCUCCACCCUCACCACCCUCUGCGACCUCCUCCUCCUCUGCACCACGGGGCACCGAUUCGUUUUAGUCACGCUCGCUGCAGUGACGGUGGGGGUCCUGCAGGGGCUGCUGCUGAGGGGAGUGCUGGUGGGGGUGGCGGUGGGGGUUGGCACGCUGCUGCCAAAAGUAGGGGUCAUUCCUGGCAAGGUGGGUUUGAUGGUAUGGAAGCUGGUGCAAAGCGGGGCUCCUGCUGAGGUGAGAGGAGUGCUGGUGUGGGUGGCGGUGGGGGUUGGCAUGCCGCUGCCAAAAGUAGGGGUAAUUCCUGGCAAGGUGGGUCGGAUGGGGUGCAAUGCGGUGCGCAGUGGUGGUGCUCGUUGGAGGUUGCUGGUGGGGGUGGCGGUGGGCGUUGGCACGCUGCUGCCGAAAGCGCUCAUACCAGCAGCCCUGUACGUGCUAGUGGCGGCUACAUGCGAGGCAGUGAGGACAGUGGGGCAGGUGGACGAUUGGGGCAGCGGUGAGCAUGUGGCUCUGUGCUCCCCCCUCGUGCUCCUGGACCUCUGUCUGGCUGCCUGGCUCAUCCCGGCCGCUCUCACCACCAAGGCGCAGGCGUCAGACAGUCGGCUGCUGAGCACCUUCCGCCAGGCACUGUCAGCAAUGGGGGGCAUUAGUGCUGCUGCUCUCGCCCUCACCUGCUGGGAGCACCAUUGCACCCUAUCCACGGCCUUCCCUAUCUCCCUUACUUGCCUUCCCUAUCUCCCUUACUUGCCUUCCUUAUCUCCCUUACUUGCCUUCCUUAUCUCCCUUACUUGCCUUCCUUAUCUCCCUUACUUGCCUUCCCUAUAUCCCUUACUUGCCUUCCUUAUCUCCCUUACUUGCCUUCCUUAUCUCCCUUACUUGCCUUCCUUGUCUCCCUUACUUGCCUUCCUUAUCUCCCUUACUUGCCUUCCUUAUCUCCCUUACUUGCCUUCCUUAUCUCCCUUACUUGCCUUCCUUAUCUCCCUUACUUGCCUUCCUUAUCUCCCUUACUUGCCUUCCUUAUCUCCCUUACGUGCCUUCCUUAUCUCCCUUACUUGCCUUCCUUAUCUCCCUUACGUGCCUUCCUUAUCUCUCUUACUUGCCUUCCUUAUCUCCCUUACUUGCCUUCCUUAUCUCCCUUACGUGCCUUCCUUAUCUCUCUUACUUGCCUUCCUUAUCUCCCUUACUUGCCUUCCUUUUCUCCUCUUCUUCCUGUCCUAUGCACCUCCUUCCCCCGCAUCUCCCCACCACCAGGCCUAUGUGAAGCUAUCAGACCCCCUCAACCUGCAGUGGCAGAGCGAUUGGCUCAUCACAGCAGCAUGGCACCUUCUCUCCUUCCUCGCCCUCGCCUCCCUCUGCUUCCUCUGGAGCCCUGCCCUCCUCUCCCUCCGGUUAGCUUCUCCCGAGUCAACUUAA
Messenger RNA from Closterium sp. NIES-65, 2050 nucleotides. Lineage: Eukaryota; Viridiplantae; Streptophyta; Zygnematophyceae; Desmidiales; Closteriaceae. The record is from the annotation of a GenBank genome assembly.